GAGAGACAAAAUGAAGUGAUUCAAAACUGACAGUUCACAAAUAAUUGGAACAAAAUAAAAAUAUAUUUUGAUAUCAAUAUGAAUUUGUUCCCUGGUAACGCAAUUAUUUUAUACACGAUUUAUUUUUUGUAACUGCCGGGAUUUAAUAAAUGUGCUCCGAUUAUGCAAUACAUAUAUAAUAUAUAUAUAUAUGUUAAAAAUGAAAGCUUAUGUGUAAAAAGAUGUCUCGUUCGUUGCAAUCUUUCCGAGUGUUCGAUCUGCGUCGAAAGUAGAGAACUGUCAGUGGAAAUACCCGUCAAACAAUACCUGUCAAACACUUAUUCGCACAACACAUACACAUACAUACGUUCGAUAGAGGUGGCGAUAAGGGGACGGCCCGAUAACAAAGGCCGACACUGAAUCAUCUCGUGUGAGAUGUUCGCGAUUUUUUCUUCUUCUGACACGACGAGGAAGCGUACACAAGCAUGUCGAAGCUGGACGUGUACGAGCUCACGCAUCCGGAGUCGUUGUCAGAACGUCAGCUUCGUGAGAUCUUGAAGAAUAGUUGUAUUGAGAUACUCAACUUCGAGAAAAUGUGUAGAAGCGAAUUAUUAAAUAUAUAUAAACGAGUCGCCAUGCCUUUACCUCAGCGACAAGGUGAAAACACUGAGAAUUUGGAUACAGAGGUAAACGUGGUAUCAGACAAAUCUGUUACAGCUGUAAGCAAUGAUACGCAUAGUUUAACUGGAGACUUAAACAAUGGAAGUAAAAGGACAUGUCAAUCAUCUCAGGCAGAUAGAUUAAAGCUUCCUGUUAAUGAUUCAAAAUCAAUGAAUAAAAAAAUUCGGUUGUGUUCUACAUCUAAAGUAGAAACUACCUGCAAUGGAAUCAACAAACGUAGAUGCGACGAACAAAUUGAGUCGGUGAUCCUAAGUGCAGCGGUGCUAGCGGUAUGUAGAAGCGCAGCUGUCCCAUCACCAGCUCUUCCGGUCGUUCCAGCUGUCCCAGCUGCAGCUCUUCCCGUCGCCAAACUUGGGAUCGACAGCACAAGUUUUGAUCCUUAUCCCCAAUACUCUUAUGCCUACGACGUCCAAGAUACGCUGACCGGUGACGCGAAGAGCCAGUAUGAAAGUAGGAACGGUGACGUUGUCAGCGGCAGUUACUCUCUCCUGGAAGCCGAUGGUACGAGACGAAUCGUCGAGUACACCGCCGACCCGGUGAACGGAUUUAACGCCAUCGUUCGUCGAGAGCCCUUAGCAGUGGUGAAACCCGUUGUUCCAGCGCAGCCACUCGUUUAUCAUCCCUGAUGGAUAUUUCUAUAUUAUAAUAUCAGACAAAGCUAGUCACAUUAUUAUGUAUCAUUUAAUUUGUCAGUAGAUUUUUAUUAAAGAUUUUUUAAAAACUGUA
Molecule: messenger RNA, 1386 nt
Organism: Nylanderia fulva
Lineage: Eukaryota; Metazoa; Arthropoda; Insecta; Hymenoptera; Formicidae
Source: RefSeq, a predicted model, not a curated record